Messenger RNA from Lates calcarifer (barramundi perch), 1762 nucleotides. It is a transcript of the gene plin2, whose product is annotated as perilipin 2. The transcript has 8 exons. Gene Ontology annotation, biological process: lipid storage; positive regulation of triglyceride storage. The coding region runs from base 137 to 1468 and encodes 443 amino acids. NCBI's taxonomy places the organism in Eukaryota, Metazoa, Chordata, Actinopteri, Centropomidae. Gene Ontology annotation, cellular component: lipid droplet; cytosol. The record is from RefSeq and is a predicted model, not a curated record.
CUUACGUCAAUGUGUAGCGCUACAUCUCGCGAUAAUUAUACACUAUAAAUACAGCUGCUCCCUCUUCCCACGUAGUAUCAGCCAGCUCAUUGAGAACUUGGAUACAGACGCAUCACUCGACUUUGUUUCAGCAGACAUGGCAGCAGCUCAAGUUAUCUCAAAUCAGAAUGUGGUAGAGAGGGUGACCAGCCUCCCUCUGGUGAGCUCCACCUAUGGUCUGGUGUCCAGUGUGUACUCUAACACCAAGGGCACCCACCCUUACAUCAGGACUGUGUGUGAGGCUGCGGAGCAAGGAGUCCGCACCAUCACCUCUGUGGCCCUUACCACUGCCUCGCCCAUCAUGGACAAACUGGAGCCUCAGUUUGCCAUUGCCAAUGAUCUAGCCUGUAAAGGUUUGGACAAGAUUGAGAAAACCUUGCCCAUUCUUCAUCAGCCCUCUGAGCAGAUUGUUUCCAGUGCAAAGGACGUGGUAAGCACCGCCAAAGAUGCUGUGACAGGAACAGUGUCCAGUGCCAAGGACACAGUCUCAGACACUCUCACCAGCGUGGUGGAAAAGACUCGAGGUGCGGUGCAGGAUGGGAUGGAGAAGACCAAGGCUGUUGUCAGCGGGAGUGUCAGCACGGUGCUGGAGAGCAGAGUGGCCCGGCUGGUCAGCAGCGGAGUGGACACGGCCCUCAGUACGUCUGAGAGCCUGGUGGAGCAGUACCUGCCUCUGACGGAGGACGAGCUGGAGCUGGAGGCAAAAACAGUGAAAGGCUUUGAUGAGAAGGAGCUGAGCUACUAUGUGCGACUGGGUUCCCUCUCUACGAAGCUGAGGAAGCGGGCGUACACCAGGACUGUGGCCAAAAUCAGAGAUAGCAAGCAACGCAGCAUGGAAUUCAUCUCUGAGCUCAACUCCACUGUUGACCUGAUUGAAUAUGGCAGAAAGAAUAUUGGCGAGGCUAACCAGAUGGUAAACGACAAGCUAAGGUCUUUGGUGGCGUGGAAGUCCAGUGGUCCAAACCAGGAGAACGGUCACGAGGCAGAGGCAAUUGAGUCUCGCACCCUGGCCCUGGCACGUUCCCUCACCCAGCAGCUCCAGACCACCUGUCUGGUCCUCGUCUCGGGCCUACAGGGACUCCCCAACCACAUCCAGCAGGAGGCGCUCUCCCUCAGCCGCUCUGCCACACAGAUCUACACCAACUUCAGCACAGCUAAGGUGCUGGGAGACCUGCCAGACAGCAUGCUGACCAGCAGCAGAGCACAGCUGAACAAAAUGAAAGAUUCUCUCGAUAACGUCAUGGAUUACGUGGUCAACAACACGCCGCUCAACUGGCUGGUGGGUCCCUUCUACCCCAGGAUGGGCCCUGAGCCGACUCACGCCAGCAGCACACCAGCCACGUCCUCCAGCUCUCCCUCCACCCAGCCGCACAGGGAGGAGCCCAUGGAAGUCGAGAUGGCGUCACUACACUCCCAGCAGGAGCAGUGACCCACCCAGCUUUAUGUUCUGAGUUUUAAGUAAUACUGGCUGCUUCACAGGCAAAUAUCCAACUUUCUGAUGUUUAAGAUACUGAACACAUUAGAAUGUAAAGCUCUGAUAUAGUCCCAUGUUUAACACAAUGGCAUUUUAUACUUUUUUUAAAAUGUAAUUUUUGCUGUAAUCAUGUCACUUGUCAGAUUAGUCAGCUCUGUGCAAACUUUUAUAACGGCGACAUUUACAAUCUGUCAAAACAUAAUCCUGUGCUUAUUUCUACAUAAACUUUGAUUAAACCAGUUAGUAGUA